CUGCAGCUGUGGUGGCGUGCUCGCGCUGCUGAGACAGGCAGAGCACUGAGGACCGUGCGCGCGCUCACAGACUCCCUCUCAGCCACACACACACUCCCCAAACAAAGAGAAGCACGCGAGGCAGCACAGCAUCCCACCCUUUCAGCCGCGAGCUCACUAGCAGAACCGCCUCCCCCCAUCCCUCUCACACAGAACCGGUCCGGUCCGAGGCUCGAGCGCACAGAACCGACAAUGACAACUAACGGCGCGACUAACGGAACCAGCGACAUGCUGCAGAUCCAGUUCGGUCUCAUCAACUGCGGGAACAAAUACCUAACGGCAGAAACCUUCGGCUUCAAAAUCAACGCCUCCGCCUCGAGCAUGAAGAAGAAGCAGAUCUGGACUCUGGAGCAGAGCGGCGACGACUCCACCGGGGAUGUGUUCCACCUCAAGUCACAUCUGGGCCGCUACAUCGCCGCCGAUAAGGACGGCAACGUUACCGGAGAGAGCGAGACCCCGGGCCCGGAGUGCCGGUUCGUUAUCACCGCCCAUGAUGACGGCCGCUGGUCCCUGCAGUCCGAGCCGCACGGGCGCUACCUUGGCGGCACCGAGGACCGGAUCAUCUGCUUCGCCCAGACCGCCUCUGUGGCGGAGAAAUGGAGCGUGCACAUCGCCAUGCACCCACAGGUGAACCUCUUCAGCAUGACGCGCAAGCGUUACGCGCACCUGAGCGGCAAAGUGGACGAGAUCGCCAUCGACCGGGAUGUCCCGUGGGGGGUGGACUCCAUGAUAACGCUGGUGUUCCGCGAGCAGCGCUACCACCUGCAGACCUCCGACAACCGCUUUCUGAGGAACGACGGCGAGCUGGUCGCCACCACGGACAAGAGCACGGGCUACACGCUGGAGUUCCGCUCCGGCAAGGUGGCGUUCAGGGACUGUAGCGGCAGAUACCUCGCGCCCUCUGGGCCCUCCGGUACCAUGAAGUCCGGGAAGAGCGCGCGCGUGGGCAAGGACGAGCUGUUCGUGCUGGAGCAGAGCCACCCGCAGGUCGUGCUCACCGCUGCCAAUGAGAGGAACGUCUCCACCCGGCAAGGUAUGGACUUGUCGGCCAAUCAGGACGAGGAGGGCGACCAGGAAGUGUUUCAGGUGGAGAUUUGUCGCGAAAACCGGAAGUGUGCUUUCCGAACCGCCGCUGGGAAAUACUGGACUCUGACUGCUAACGGCGGCCUGCAGUGUACCGCCUCCACCAAGUCAGCUAAUUGCUACUUUGACAUUGAGUGGCGUGGGAAGAGGCUGACUCUCCGGGCCGCCAAUGGGAAAUACGUCGCGGCCAAGAAAAACGGCCAGCUCGCAGCCACCAUCGACUCUGCCGGUGAGUCCGAGGAGUUUCUCAUGAAGCUGAUUAACCGCCCGAUCAUCGUGCUGCGUGGGGAGCACGGCUUCAUCGGCUGCAGGAAGGUGACGGGUACGCUGGACUCCAACCGCUCCUCCUACGACUACUUCACCUUGGAGUUCAGAGACGGAGCCUACAGCCUGCAAGACUCCACGGGGAAAUACUGGAUGGUGGGUAACGAGCAGUCGGUGGUGAGCAGCAGCGACACGCCCGUCGACUUCCUCUUCGAGUUCUGCGAUUACAACAAGCUGGCCGUCCGCCACGCCGCCGACGGCAAGUACCUCCGCGGCGACCACGCCGGCGUGCUGAAGGCCAACGCCGACGACCUGGAGAGCGCCACGCUCUGGGAGUACUGAGGGAAGACGGGGUGCGGUCGCCCACUGCUGCGAUGCUGAUGAAUGAAGCGUGGCGACCGGCGCUACCCGUCCCUUGCGUCUACCUGUCCCCCUCCCCCUCGCUCCGUUCCUCACGUUAUAUCCUGUACCUGACUCUACAUGUUGAUGAACUGCACACAGAGAACAGGAGAGAUGGAAGAAGAAAGGAAGGAGACACUCCUUUUCUCUCCUGCCUCCCUUUCCUUCCCUUUACGCUUCCCUUCCCAGCUCUGCAGCGCCAACCUUUAUCUUUAUCUGUUGCCAUAGUUACGGUGGGGCUGUGCACUUUUUCUGCUCCGAUCUGGUUCGCUGCUAGACCUGUCACUCACUCCUUCCUCCUUGCCUUACAAUUUACGCCGCCCCCUCCCAGAGCAGAGCCACGUUUCAAAGAG
Messenger RNA from Etheostoma spectabile (orangethroat darter), 2138 nucleotides. It is a transcript of the gene fscn1a, whose product is annotated as fascin actin-bundling protein 1a. The record is from RefSeq and is a predicted model, not a curated record. Gene Ontology annotation, molecular function: actin filament binding; protein-macromolecule adaptor activity. Lineage: Eukaryota; Metazoa; Chordata; Actinopteri; Perciformes; Percidae. Gene Ontology annotation, biological process: actin filament bundle assembly; establishment or maintenance of cell polarity; cell migration. Gene Ontology annotation, cellular component: growth cone; lamellipodium; filopodium. The coding region runs from base 232 to 1728 and encodes 498 amino acids. The transcript has 5 exons.